AUGGAUCGAUGUCGGUAUUUAUACGUUGAUCAUUUGAAAGGAGCGAGACUUCUAGAAGAAGCGUGUAACAAGAAAGCAAUCCAGUCUCUUCGAAAUUCAAACGAUAUUGUUGAUGGAAAACAUGAUAACGAUUUAUUUCCACAUAUAUUCUUUUCGCCUGGUUAUGCAAUUCGUCGAAGGCAAAAGACUACUAAAAUGACAAAUGACCAACGAGAUUUUUUUAAGAAACUAUUCUAUCGUGGUCACGAUACAGGUAAAAAAGUUUCGAUUGAAAAGGCAUAUGAAGAAAUGCGUAGUGCAUUGAAACCGGAUCAUACUAAACUCUUUUCCAUUGAUCAAUGCUUAACAAAAAAUCAAAUACGAAGCCUCUUUAGUAGAUUAACAAAAGGAGAAACAACAGAACGACGAAACAAAGUAAUGAACCGUCCAGAUGACAAUUCAUGCACUACUGAUGACGAAGACGCUGCUGAAGAGUAUUUUAAAAUCCAACAACAACAAGAAUGGGAAGAUAUCAAAUGUGACGAAAUCGAAAAUGCCAUAAAUUGUUGCAGUGAAGAUGAACUUGACAUGGGUGAAAUGACAAACUCUAAAUAUUAA
Molecule: messenger RNA, 597 nt
Organism: Adineta ricciae
Lineage: Eukaryota; Metazoa; Rotifera; Eurotatoria; Adinetida; Adinetidae
Source: the annotation of a GenBank genome assembly